GGAUUUGUCAAAGUAAUCAAGAACAAAGCGUACUUCAAGCGUUUCCAGGUCAAAUUCAAGAGACGACGAGGUCAGUUUUACCUAAAGUACAUGACAACAAACUUUCCUUGAAGUCGCUGUUGCCUUUUUAAGUCAAAUCUUCCCAUGCUACAGGAACUCACCGUUACAUGGCUGUGUUUUGUUCUUAUAACAGAGGGUAAAACCGAUUAUUAUGCCCGUAAACGUCUGGUGACCCAGGAUAAGAACAAGUAUAACACGCCUAAGUACCGAUUUGUCGUUCGUUUCACAAAUAAGGACAUCACAUGCCAGGUAGGUACUAAACUUGUAGAGCAUCGUAUGUAAAUCUUAUUUUUCCCCAUAUUUGUAAAAACACGUGGAAUCUAAAAGUUCUUAUGAUCUAGUAAAUAAUUCUCCUAUUUAGCUGCGGCACGAUUAUGUGUUAAUUUGAUUAAGAAUUUGGAUGAGUUCAAGAAAUCGUUUCCCAGCUGAUGUCUGUUUUGACUGUCGUGGCCUGUUUGGCUAAUAGUUCUAUGAAAUUGUGAGGAGGGAAGACUUACUCAUCAGUCUAACAAAGAAGAAGAAGAAGAGGGUUAAAUUUUGAGGAAAACUGAGGUACUGGAUCUUUGGAAAUUGAACAAGAUUUAAGAGGCAGAUGUGGCCAACUAAUGGCUAGUGCACUGGACUCUGAGUUCAGAGGUCUGGGUUCAAGAUCUUGCAGGGUCAUCCUGUUGUGUUCUUGGGCAAAUAGGGGUUACAUGGGUACUAGCAAAAUUUCAGGAAGUGUGAUGAAAUGCUGAGAAGUAACUCUUGCAAAGGAAUGUAGUCCCAUCCAGGGGAAAGAGGUUUACUCUCAGCCACCUCAUUCUACAGAAACUAGGAAAUAACCUCCAGUUAUUGUUUUACACAAGAUUAAUACUUAAUUAUGAAUAUUUUGAUGGGUGUCUAGAAUUCUACUGGAAUAACAUGGCUCAAUAAAAGUUGAUGUCAUCAGAUUUCAUGUUCCUUAAUAACUGUACAACUUAUUUAAUUGUGAAUGCAUGGGUUCAAGUAUCUGAUACUAUUAUGUGAAUAUUUUGGAUUGCUGUAAGUGUUGUUGUACACUAGUUAUAGUAGGAAAGUACAUCAGUUUCCAUUUUUGUUGAGUGCUUGAUUUGAGUUGUGCAACUUUUUUCAAAGUUGUGUUAAUCUAUUCUGUGUUUUUCCUCUUUUAGUAACGGUAUCUGAAAACAUUGUUUUGUCUAAGAUUUCAACAUUUAAAAAAAUACAAAUAUUAUUUGUAAUCAGCCUAGUUUUACUUACUGUAACUCAUUAUAUUGCAGAUAGCGUAUGCCAAACUCGAAGGGGAUGUUAUCGUUAGUGCUGCUUAUGCACACGAGCUUCCUCGUUAUGGCAUCAAGGUCGGGUUGACCAAUUAUGCUGCAGCUUAUUGCACUGGUCUUUUGCUAGCACGUCGUGUAAGUUCUUUUGCUCCACACAAUUAAUCAAUCGAUAUACAUCACCUUAUUACUUAUUUAAUGUUUGUUUUCAUUUUUCCCUGUCUUUCUUCUUUUGGUAAUCAGUUUGUGUAUUCCAGUUAAUAAAGUUGGGAUGAUAUGUUGUGGGAUCCAUUUUCACAGCUAAAAAGGAACAAUUCAAAUGAAAACUAUACCCAUGAAAGCAUCAAAGGGGUUUGUAAACCAAAUUUCCAACACUUACAUGUAACUCAAUUAGUCUCUUUAAAGUUGAGGUUCUCUGCUUUGGCAGGAGUUCCCCUUAUACUGUACAUAAAUAUCAUCCUUUCUUACCCUCCACCAAAGUCAUACUAUAAGUUUUCUAUUCAAUCAUGUUUAAUGCAUCUUUAUGGGUUUCAUUCAAAACAAAUUUCAGGCAGUCUACUGCAACUUUUCAAGGCCUGUAACUGCCUUUUGGUUAGAUUUAAUGUCAAGGUUUGUUUGGUAACCCAUCAUAAUCUUGACUUUUUAAGAGUAUUGCUUCAGCUAACAAGGGCAAGAACAUUUUAGUUCUUCAGAAUUUUCAGCUACAGUAAAUUGUUGUUGUCAAGAUCUGAAGAAAUUGCAUGUUAUUCAAUUUGCUAAUUUUGAUUAGCAGUUGGUUACCUACCUUAUUUUCUGUGCUUUCUGUGACAGCUGCUCACCAAACUGAACCUGCACGAGAUCUACACAGGAACAGAUGAAGUCAACGGGGAGGAGUACAAUGUGGAAAGUGUUGAUGGAUCCCCAGGUGCUUUCAGGGCUUUCCUGGACGUUGGACUGGCAAGAACCACUACUGGAGCAAGGGUGUUUGGUGCUCUGAAAGGAGCAGUAGACGGGGGCCUUGACAUUCCUCAUAGGUAAGGCAGAAUACUGUUUAGAUGUGAAACCUCCAGUGAAAUGAAAAAUAUUCCAAUGAUUGCAGAACUUGAAUCAAACAUUGACAUUUUGAUUUGAAACUAUGACAACUGAAUCCUUUCAUGCCAAGAUUGAUCUGUACUCAACCCUUUUGCUAUUAGAUCUCACUUGUGACUCUCCUUACUGUAUGCCAUUUAAUGCUUAUGAUGUUAGUUCAGAGAAUUUAGUACUGGAUCAAGUAAUAAUCCACUAAUUGAUAUUCUCUCUAUUCUCAUCACUCAUCUGCCUGAUGUUGUAUUGACAUUGUAAAGAGAAAUUCUGUCUUCAUCACUCAAGGGAGUCAAAGGUUAACCUUUAAACUCCCAGGACAAACCGAAGACUUUCUCUUUACCAAAUCAAUGCAUUUUCAACCAGAAGGGUGCUGAGGAGAAGGAAAAACUCUUAAUUAUGGUUUAUUGUUUGAUUAAACACUGAAUUCUCUGGGAUAGAAUUUAAAAAAAUGUAUCACAGACAAAGCACAGAAUUGUCUCUGUGCCAUGAGAGUGAAAGGUUGAAAUUCUCCUUGCCUCCUUCACACACUAUCAAGCAUAAAGGUGGUGAGUAAGGAAAGUAUCUAUCAGGAAUUUAUGUUGGGUCUUGCAUAUAAUUGCUUGAGUAUUUGUCUGGAAUCUACCAUGCUGAUUUUAUGAACUUUGCCUUACUGAAGUGGUGAUUGAAUAUGAAGAAUGCUCUUUGUCUUCAGGAAUUGCUUACUUCCUUUAUUUUCCACCUAAGUAUAGUACAUUUUGCAACAGGAAGGACAUGGAAAGGGAAUCAGUUCAAGGUUACAUGUGACCCAUUGCUGUCAUGUAAUUUAUUCCCAAGUUUUGCAGUUAAUACUCCCAGUGAUUUCAAUUUGUUGUUCAGCAAUGGUGCCCACUACUUAAAUCACUUUCACCUAGCGUUUUAAUGACAAAUGCAAUUAUUUCUGUAUUGUUGUUUUCCACAGCAUGAAGCGUUUCCCAGGUUAUGAUUGCGAGUCCAAAGAAUUCAAUGCUGAGAUCCAUCGUAAUCACAUCUUUGGUCAGCAUGUAGCAAAUUUCAUGACAGAGUUGAAAGAACAAGAUGAAGAGGCUUACAAGAAACAGUUCUCUCAGUACAUUAAGAAUGGCAUUGAACCAGAUCAGGUUAGGACUUACAUGUAAUUUUAUGUUUGAUGAAUGUUUUUUUGGUUGACCAAAAUGAUCUUAGUGUUUCUAGUAAGCAGUAUAGUUGACAUUGACAUGCAUUUUUGGAGAUUGGUGCAGCGUCUUAAGGGCAGCCAAGAAGAAAAUGGUAAAGGCAAAAGAAAAUGUUUACCUCAUUAAAACUCGGCUGUAGAAACAAUAGUACUUGUUACAUGGCCAUCAACCACAGUUCCCCAAUGGGCAACUUAUGCUGCAAAUACAGUGCUGUGCAGGGAUCAAAAUUUUUUUUUUAAUGCUGUGGAAACCAAUUUGGUGGCACUGUAAUAGCAUAAACAAUCUUAUUUUAAUGGUGAUAAUCAAGUCCUUUGAUUUGAGCAGUCUUAUCCAAAAACCACGCAAACUUUCCAGUUCUUCAAAUUCUUCAUGAACUACAAAGAGUAUUGAUUCCAUGGUGUUCACAGAUUGAGGAGCUCUACAAGAAAGCCCAUGCUGCCAUUCGUGAGGAUCCUGUGGCCAAGCCUUCACAGAAGAAGGAAGUCACACCCAAGAGGUGAGCUCUAUCAAACUGAUUCUGUUCAUGGAUUGGUUGGUCAGUCACCAUGGUGGUAUUAAAAUCUGGAGUUGCUUUGAACCUAUUUGGUUCUGUGACUGUGGACAUAGGUUAUGAUUGUUGCAGUGUCAAGCAAUUUUUGAACAUGCAUUUUUUUUUUCCAGGUAUAACCGCAAGAAGAUGUCCCUCCAACAGCGCAAGGCUCGUGUUGCACAGAAGAAAGCUUACUUCCUGAAGCAGCAGGGUGACGGUGAAGAUGAGGAAGAGGAUGACGAGUGA
Pocillopora meandrina is the source of this 4322-nucleotide messenger RNA. NCBI's taxonomy places the organism in Eukaryota, Metazoa, Cnidaria, Anthozoa, Scleractinia, Pocilloporidae. The record is from the annotation of a GenBank genome assembly.